Messenger RNA from Rhincodon typus (whale shark), 4162 nucleotides. Its product is annotated as cytohesin-3-like. NCBI's taxonomy places the organism in Eukaryota, Metazoa, Chordata, Chondrichthyes, Orectolobiformes, Rhincodontidae. Bases 242 to 1321 code for a protein of 359 amino acids. The transcript is spliced from 13 exons. Gene Ontology annotation, molecular function: guanyl-nucleotide exchange factor activity. The record is from RefSeq and is a predicted model, not a curated record. Gene Ontology annotation, biological process: regulation of ARF protein signal transduction.
UCUCUAGUGUCAGCCGUCAGCUUCGGACUAGCUGUAGGAGAGAGCUACAUUCGGGAUGAAGUGAGAUUGGUUACAAACUAUAUGUUUAUUUUGAACCGAGGGAUUCCUAUAAAUUGGAUUGAGGGAACCUAACUCCGAAGGAUUGGCAGAGUUUUCAGAUCUCACACCAGAGGAACAAGAAGAGAUCGAGAGAGUCCGUUUGCAUAAGGAAGAGCUACAGAACGACAUUCAGAGAUUGAAGAUGGAAAUUGCAAAAGUUAUCACUGAGCUUGAGAACUUUAAUUACACAGAGGAGAGCACAACUGCUGAGAGGAACAAGCUGAUGGCCAUGGGAAAGAAGAAAUUCAACACGGAUCCCAAGAAGGGGAUAGAGUAUUUGAUAAAGAACAAAUUGUUAUCUCCGAAGGAAGAAGAUGUAGCCAAGUUCCUAUACAAGGGGGAAGGCCUGCAUAAAACAGCCAUAGGAGACUAUCUCGGACAGAGAGAGGAAGUAUACAUCAAGACCCUACAGUGCUUUGUCGAGCUUCAUGAACUUGCAGAUCUCAACCUUGUACAGGCACUGAGGCAGUUUCUAUGGAGCUUCCGGUUACCAGGUGAAGCACAGAAGAUCGAUAGAAUGAUGGAGGCUUUUGCAAUACGUUACUGUCAUUGCAACCCAGGCGUUUUCCAAUCAACAGAUACCUGCUACGUGUUAUCCUUCGCCAUAAUCAUGUUGAACACAAGUCUACACAAUCCCAAUGUUAAGGAGAAGCCAACGCUGGAGAGGUUUAUAACAAUGAACCGUGGGAUUAACAAUGGAGGGGAUCUUCCUCAGGAGCUUCUCCGGAAUUUGUAUGAGAGCAUUCGGAAUGAGCCAUUUAAAAUCCCAGAGGAUGAUGGGAAUGAUUUAACACAUACGUUUUUCAACCCAGACCGGGAAGGAUGGCUUUCGAAGCUGGGAGGCCGGGUGAAAACAUGGAAACGUCGGUGGUUUAUUCUGACAGACAACUGCCUGUAUUACUUUGAGUACACGACAGAUAAAGAACCCCGCGGUAUUAUUCCUUUGGAAAAUUUGUGCGUGAAACCUUCGGAAGACUCCAGAAAAUUGAAUUGCUUUGACUUGUACAGUCCCAACAGCAAAGGUCACACCAUUAAAGCCUGCAAAACAGACACCGAUGGGCGGGUUGUUGAAGGCAACCACCAGUUUUACAGGAUAUCUGCCCCUUCAAGGGAAGAGAGGGAUGAAUGGAUUAAAUCAAUCAGAGCCAGUAUCUCUCGAGAUCCUUUCUAUGACAUGGUUGCUUCUCGAAAGAAAAAGUUAACCGUCAACAAAUCAAACUGAAAGGCUGCACUUUGUUUCUUAUCUCUGAAGCGGUGGGAUAAGUAAGAGUGAAAUAGUCACCUGUACUGUGUGAACUUGUGCUUUUGGUGACUGCAUCUGUUUGGACCAUUCCAAUGUAAUCCCUGAACAUUCUUCCAUCAGGAUGUGCAAAGGUCCCUGAAUUAUUUUAUUGAUGAAUUAUGACUUGGACAGACUUGCAUUGCCCUUUGCUCCAAUUACAGGUCAUAUGCAUCAACUGGUCUGACAAUAGCCACUGAAUCUGCACUCUGAAUAGGAACACGAAUACGCAAUAGUAAUAAUUGUGUUCCAUUGACACGUAUUGAGAGAUUCUCCUGGACUUUCCAUGCUUAAGUUCUAAUUACUUUGUCAGGGAAUGCCGUUGAGUCACGGCCUCAUAUUCAACCAGAAGCCUUGUAGGUGAUUAAAGGGGGAAGUGAUGGUCUAGUGAUAAUAAUAUUGGACUGUUAUCACAGAUCCAGAUUCGAAUCCUGCCAUGGCAGAUGGUGGAAUUUGAAUUCAGUAAAAAAUCUGGAAUUAUGAAUCUAAUGAUGACCAUGAAUGCAUUGUUAAUUGUCCAGAAAAACCCAUCUGGUUCACUAAUGUCCUUUAAGGAAGGAACUGCCAUCCUUACCUGGUCUCGCCUACAUGUGACCCCAAACCCACGGCAAUGUGGUUGACUCUUAACUGCCCUCUGGGCAAUUAGGGAUGGGCAACAAAUACUGGCCUGGUCAGCGAUACCAUGAAUGUAUAAAAGAAAUGGUGAUCAGCAUGUUAGAUGAGCACCUACUGUCCCGUAACACAUCAAACAUUGAUGAGGCCACACCUGGAGUACUAUGUACAAUUUUGGCCACCCUAUCGAAAAGAACAUUAUAUUUGCCCUAAAGUGACUUCAGUGAAGGUUCACUUGACUCAUUCCUGAGAUGAGGAGUCUAUCCUAUGAGAAGAAACUAACUAGAUGAGGCCCCAGGAGUUUAGGAGAAUAAGGAAGGGCGAUCAUAUUGAAACAUAAAAUACCUUUGGGUCUUUGCAGGUUAGAUGCCAGCUGAAGAGUAUAGAACUAGGGUCACAGUCUCAAAUUGAAGGAUCAGCCAUUUAGGACCAAGAUGAAGAAAUCAUUGCUGAAAUAUUAUGAAUCUUUGGAAUUCUGUACACAGAGUGCUCAGUUGCGGAGUAUUGUCACAGCAGAGAUCAUUAGAGCUUUGUAUACUAAAGGUAAUUGAAGAAUAUAGGAGGGGGGGAAUAUUGGAGUUGGUUUGAAGACCAGCCCUGAUCUUUGCUGUAUAGUACAGCAGGUUGAGGGCGCAAAUAGUCUCCUCCUGCUUCUAUCUCCUAUGUUCUUAAAUACUGGCAGCAUUUGAAAAUGACCUAUUUUACAGUCGGUGUUUUGGACUGAUUCAGAUAACUGCUGACAUUUGAUGUGUGGUGUAGACAAUUGCCCAGCAGCAAAGAGUGAUUUGCUAUCAUUAGGAGGUUUAUAGAUUGAAAUGUGCAAAAACAUUAUUUAUAAGCAACUUAUUGAACAGACAUGGAAUGUCUAAUAUUUUUUUAAAAACAGAUACAUUACGUAUAGGUGUACAGCAGCUUUUCAUAAAUAAAGCACAGAAUACAUGUAGGUUAGAAAUAGAAACUAAUAGUUCUACACCACUGUAUGUUGUGUUGUUUUGAAUUGCUCAAAUUCAUUACCCCUUGAUACUGAAUCUUUAAUUGCUACUUACCCCACCUUCCAGAUUUGUUAUCCUGAACGUUCACUCUUUUUGGGCUGCGUUUCUACAUUUUACAAGACUCCUAAAUGGAAAUUAUUCUUAAACAGAGAGCAUUAGCAAGCUAUUCGGAAAGCAAUUAAUUUUGACAGAUUCAAUACUUUCGAUCAGCAAUUUGGAUGAAGUUGACAAGUUUAGCAAAGGCAGUAAAUGGUGUUUAUUUUUAUUAUAAAAGCAGAAAGAGCUGGAAAACUCAGCAGAUCCAGCUGUGUCUGCAGAAAGAGAAACAAGUUAGAGUUGAGGCCAACAUGACUUCUUCAGAUGUUUUGCCAUCUUGCUGUAGCUCAGUAGCUAGCACUGUUGCCUCUUGAAUAGAAGGUUGUGGGUUCAAGUCCCAACACUUGGUCAUCCAGGCAGACAUUUCAGUGCAGUACCAAGGGAGAGCUGCAUAACUGGAAGCGCUGUCUUCCUGUCCUCUCAGGUGGGUGUAGAGAUCCCAAGACAUUACUUGAAGACAAGCUAGGCUGUUUUUUCAAUGUCCUGGCCAACAUUUAUGCUUCAAUUAUUGUGGGAAACCUGUUUUUCAUCAUUUAGCUCAUUAUUUUGUGCAAGUUUGACAGCAAUAAAGUCACCAUAGUCUUACCAGACCAAAGGGUCACUCUCGCAUUAGAGAGAGCCAAUGGCAGUGAUUUAACCUGAGGUCCACCACACCUCAGGCAAAGGGAAGAGGUUGAGAAGGAAAGUCCUUCAUGGCAACCUCAGCUGGUGCAGGGAUUGAACCACGCUGUUAGCAUCACUCUGUAUUCACAAACCAACUGUCCAGCCAUCUGAAUUAAACUGAUCCUGUAGCACACUAGGCAACGUUAAGUUACAUUUAACGGAAUGGCUUCAGUGAAAUCUGAUCUUCUCCAACUGUCACUGUUUUGGCAGUGAAGGAAAGGAAACAAUUGCUAUUAUUUGACAGUAAAAAUACUUCAAUGCAUACCUGGUUUAGGAAACUAUAUUUUACUUAUGUAUUUUGUUAUCUAUUAGAAAGUUUAUGUAUAUUUGAAUAAAGAUAGCUGAGAAUCGGAUUUGUGGAAAAUGAACUUCAGCUAUUCUGCUGUAAAUAGACUAAUAAAUUUAUAUUUUGCAACAACAA